Clonostachys rhizophaga is the source of this 480-nucleotide messenger RNA. The record is from the annotation of a GenBank genome assembly. Lineage: Eukaryota; Fungi; Ascomycota; Sordariomycetes; Hypocreales; Bionectriaceae.
AUGUCACCACAACGCCUCAGGGGUGUAUUUCGGCUGAGUAAUUUGGAUGCCAGUCAACAUGAACUCGAGUUCGAGUUCGAGGAUAAGUACAUCUUUGCCGUCGCGCAGAAAUAUCCCAAGGACUUGAACGAGGCUCUCGUCGUCAUCUACUUUGCUACUCCUCCUUACAAAUCGAGCGAGGCAACCAUCUUCACGAGGACGGAGGAUGGGACCGGAUUUCGACGACACGCCAAGAUAAAGACCAUCGGCAACCCCUGCUUUGAGGUCAGGGCCCGCUAUUUCCCUCGCGAUGAGCCCAAAUUUUGCUUUGACUCUCCUCAGGCUCUUCUCUGUGCACAUCGAGGAGGGGCGAGGACCGUACGGAUUGUCGACAUGGGGAUUAAUAUUGCCGAACGUCUAGAGGACCCCUUAUUCCAUUCUGCAUGGGAUGAGACAGCUGGUCAGCGCAUCCGCUAUAAGGCAAUUGAGGUAGAGAAUUGA